CGGGGAUGAGGGUUGUUCAUGCUGAGUGCUGACGUAAGUUGAGCCUCGCGCAAGUUAGGUUUGCAAGCUCCAAUCGCUCCGCAACCGCACUUGCUCCAAGACUCCAAUACGAGUCGAGUAGUCGCCGUGAAUGCCUGUGCCGUACGGCGCUGUUACCGACACGUUUACUAAUUCGCAUCUCGCGCACCAAUACGCGGAAACUAUCACUUUCGCUAGUUACAUUCUUGUUUGAACCAUGAUGACGCAGUGAAAUUUAUCUUGUGCAUUUCCCUGGCAUCUCUACCACGGCGGCAUUGCAAGAGAAAAAAAUGCCUCAGUGGGCAAGCGCUGAAGGCGGUGGUUCAGAAGCGGCGUCUCCCGACCAAAUGAUGCUGUGCUAUGACAACGGCGCUUCCGAGUAUUAUGAUAGCAAACAAGAGGACGCAGAUAUAAAAAUCGAACAAGCUGAUUUCUACGAUAGUGGCAGUGGUAGUGAUGAGCAAGUUCCUCGUCGGGUGUGCAGGCCUCGACGGACACCAGCGAGCUCCUCGUCGUCGGGAACCACAAGCGGUUCCAGCGGACCCGGUCGCCGACGCCGCUGCGGUAUAUCCGCCCGUGAACGUAAUUUGCGUAGAUUAGAAAGCAAUGAACGGGAACGAAUGCGGAUGCAUUCGCUAAAUCGUGCGUUUGAGGAUCUUCGUCGUGUUAUUCCUCAUGUUAAAAAAGACAACCGAAGUCUGUCGAAGAUAGAAACAUUAACCCUUGCCAAAAAUUAUGUGAAAGCCCUGACAAAUGCCAUAUGCACCAUGAGGGGUGAAGUUCCUCGAUAUUUAUUUAACAGCGAUGACGAGAAUGUAGAGCCGGUUUUCGUUCUAAGCCGGGAGCAAGAACAUAACAAUAACUUGCCAAACGACCAUGAUAGGGAAGACCCCUCGCCGGUACCAAGUGGAUGCCUUUGACAACGCAAUGAUUCGUAAACUGCGGGCCCACAAACUAUAUCAGCAUGCAUGGACAGGAACUCGAAUACACGAGAGCAGUUCAGCGAAGAAAAAUAUAUAGAGAUAACGUUAAAUAAUGUUAAUUCUAAAUAUUUUUCCUUUCAUGCUCCUAAAGUCAAUCCUACGACUACCUGGCAAUGAAUGGACAUCGAGACAGAACAAACAUGCUAUAUUACCUAGUCGUAGAUUAACUUGCAUGAAACAAUUAUUUAUGACGUUAAAAAUAAUGACGCUAUUUAAGAAAAAAUACAAAAAAAAUUAAAUAAUUGGUUACUAUUGUACCUGCAAUACCAAAACUGAAUUAUAGAUAAAAAAUGACAAGAGGUUUCGUGGAAUAGCUUAAAAAACAAAGAUAAUAGUAUAUUGUAACGGUAAUAAUUUGCAAAUACGGUUUUUGUGUGUACCUAAAUUGCAAAUUCAUAUUAAAUUUCAGUUUUCAUUAUGUAAUAAAAACUGCGAAACCAGCUUGAAUGAAAAGAAAAUACAUAUUUAUUAUAUGAAGUCGAUUCCGAAAUUAUAUUUUUUGUUUUCCAUUGGCAAUCGCUUUUUCAGUAUAACAUUCCGCUUAUAUUUAUACUGCCAGUACCUACUAUGGCUACAGCGCUGAAUGCUACACAGAUUAUAAUAACGGAAUAAUUAUUGAAUUUUGAAGAUUUCAUAUUUUUGGCGUUGGGUCCCAAUAUUUCUGUCUAAAAAACCUAUUAAUUAAAUUGUCUCUCUACUGAUUACCUUGUAAAAUUAAAUUAUUCCAAGCUACAAAGAUCUCUCUCUCUCGCGAGGUGCCAAUUAUAUGUUUUAAGUGAGAUUAUAUUUUAGUAAAUUUAUAUUUCAGUACAGUUAUUACAGGUGUAUUGUCAAUUCAUUUUACUAUAUAUUUUGAAAGAAGUACGGCUAAUGUUAAAGAUAUACGACUAAUAUUAUAUAUAUGAAACAAGGAUAACAAAUAAUUGAAAGUUAUAAUGACAAUCAAAAGGCUCUAUUUAUAAAAAAAAAAUAUUAUUCAAAUUAAUGACAUCAAGAUUUAUUGUGUAGGUACCUACUUAUUUAAUUUCAAUUAAAGUAAUCUCAAUUUAUAGUUACCGAUUGUACAGUAAGUUCAAAUAUCUAAAGUAAAUGCAAGCAAUUUGCGAUUCGCAUUUUGUGUAAUCAUAUUAUUUAUAAUGUAAUUAAUAUUAACAUACAGUUUGUGAUUUAGAUUAGUAUUAAGAUCUUGAAAUAUAUUAUUAUACAAAUUUAAGGAACGACGUGGCAAAAAUACUGAAAAUAUUUACUAUUAUA
Nymphalis io (European peacock) is the source of this 2255-nucleotide messenger RNA. RefSeq names its product protein dimmed-like (gene dimm). The transcript is spliced from 5 exons. Gene Ontology annotation, molecular function: protein dimerization activity. Lineage: Eukaryota; Metazoa; Arthropoda; Insecta; Lepidoptera; Nymphalidae. The coding region runs from base 309 to 938 and encodes 209 amino acids. The record is from RefSeq and is a predicted model, not a curated record.